Molecule: messenger RNA, 1041 nt
Organism: Antechinus flavipes (yellow-footed antechinus)
Lineage: Eukaryota; Metazoa; Chordata; Mammalia; Dasyuromorphia; Dasyuridae
Product: collagen alpha-1(XXII) chain-like
Exons: 5
Coding region: 73-936 (287 amino acids)
Source: RefSeq, a predicted model, not a curated record
AUGCUCCAGUAGAAGUUAGACAAUUUUUUUUUUCUUGAGCAAGAAUCUCCUGUCCCUUAGACCAAGAGAAAAAUGAUUCAUCUCAGAGGACAUCACUUGAUCUACCUCCUGGUACUUCUAACACUUUGGAUUGGAGAUGGCUGCCAGGCACAAAGGGCAGGUUGCAAAAAUGUCCACUAUGAUCUAGUCUUUAUCUUGGAUACUUCCUCCAGCGUGGGCAAAGAUGACUUUGAAAAAGUUCGGCAGUGGGUGGCCAACUUGGUAGAGACCUUUGAGAUUGGGCCAGACAGGACUCGGGUAGGUGUGGUUCGUUAUAGUGACCGUACCAUCACUGAGUUUGAACUUGGGAAGUAUUGGACUCAAGAAGAAGUCAAAACAGCUGCCCGGAACAUUGAUUAUCAUGGUGGCAAUACCAAUACUGGUGAUGCUCUUCGCUAUAUAACCACAUACAGCUUUUCCAAAGAGGCCGGUGGCAGACCAAGUGACAGGGUCAUUAAGAAGGUUGCUAUCCUCUUGACUGAUGGAAGGAGUCAAGAUAUUGUUUUGGAUGCAGCUACAGCUGCUCACAAUGCUGGAAUCAGGAUCUUUGCUGUUGGUGUUGGGGAAGCACUGAAGGAAGAGCUUGAUGAAAUUGCCUCUGAGCCUAAGUCAGCCCAUGUAUUCCAUGUCUCAGAUUUUAAUGCCAUUGACAAAAUCCGAGGGAAGUUGAGACGCCGCCUUUGUGAAAAUGUGCUGUGCCCCAGUGUACGUGUGGAAGGAGAUCGCUUUAAGCACACCAAUGGAGGAGCUAAUGAAAUCACAGGUUUUGACCUGAUGGAUUUAUUCAGUGUGAAGGACAUCUUGGGGAAGAAAGAAGGUGGUACUCAGAGUUCUUAUGUCCGAAUGGGAUCAUAUCCUGUGGUGCAAAGGACUGAGAUCCUUUGGAUGGCCUGUUAGACUACAGGAAGAUUUUGGGUUGAUGUCUUCAAGCAAUUUGAGUGUGAAAUCGUGUCCAAACUCUUUUUGUCAUAAUGACUUCUUUUGAAUAUAUAAUUCUUUCAA